AUGCUGAUGGGCCUCGUGGCCGCAAUUUGGGCGCAGGUUUCCGGUCUUGGUGGGUUGCAUGAGCUGGCACGUUCGCUCUCGCCCUUCCCGGCUCAACAUCUGGCCGCGGUUCCCUAUGCCGGCUUGCCCCCGGGGAAGCAUUUGCGUCCGCAAGUCAUUUCCUUGUCCGUGGAUGAGAGCGGGAGCAAGGGGCAUGGUGGUCAUGGGGCCAGCUCACCUUCCCCGGCCGGGGCGAACAAAACCGUCCCGUGCCCGCGAGCCGACGGUACGUGCUUUGCAGUGAUGAAUGCGUCGGGGUCUAUGUGGGCCUUCAUUGGUCCACCAGAUCUUCUGCCACCGGAGCAGUUGCAGUACGUCAGGCCCGUAUCAUGCCAAUUGGUCGAGGGCCUGCGGCCAGCGUCAUCGACGCUGGGCGCCCGAGCAGCCGGCGUAUCCGCCGGCACCAGGUGCGGAAGCGCCGGCGUAUCCUCAUAUGCCACCGCCAGGUUAUCCGCACUAUCCCCCACCGGGGUAUCCGCAUUAUCCGCCCCCGGGAUAUCCCUAUGCGCCGCCAGGCUACCCCCCUCCACAUGGGCACUACCCGCCGCCCCACGGCUAUCCGCCGCCACAUUAUCCGCCGCCAGGCUACCCCUACCCGCCCCCUGGCACCUACCCGCCGCCGGGUGCGCCGGGUGCACCGGCGCCGGGCGCCCCUGGAGCGCCAGCGCCGGCACCAGAGAAGGCCAGAUCGCGAUCUCGAGGCAUGGAAUGGGGGAGAUCAGAUUCCACCGAUUUGCUGCUGAAGUUGGGUCAACGGGCACAAAGCUGCGGGUUAAGCCAUCAGCUGAGAUCAGUCCGCCCCAUGAAGGAAUGGAGUUCCACGCCAUUCACUGGAACAAGACAGGGCAUUUGGCCCGAGAUUGCCCCAACAAGGGCAAGACCGGCUUCCGGGAAAUGUGUGGAGACUUCCGGAGGGGCGAAUGUAAACGCGGCGAUAAGUGCCGCUACUCGCACGGCGAGCGAUAG
Messenger RNA from Cladocopium goreaui, 1005 nucleotides. Lineage: Eukaryota; Dinophyceae; Suessiales; Symbiodiniaceae. The record is from the annotation of a GenBank genome assembly.